GCACAUUAUAAAAACACGUUGUAUUGGUAGUUUUAAUUAUAGGAGAUUCAUGGGUUGAUUGUUGCGCAAUUUCUGUUCCUUCUUGUUUUGUUGUGUGUGCAUAUAUGAAUAUAUUUGUAUGAAUAAACAUAUAGAAGGUAUUUUCCCCUCGUUUUGACUUUGUCAUUUGUGUUCGUUUUAUUUCCCUCUUUGCAAGAGCCCCGUGCAUUAUACAACUUGUUAAAAACUGCUGCCGAAGAGUUAAUUUGACAAGAACAUCCAUUUUAAUGUGCUAUAAUUUUAAUUAGUAAAAUGAGUUAUAAAUCCUCCAGAUACAGCAGAAUUUCUUCGUGCAUAUAUGUGGGAAACUUACCAGGAAAUGUCGUAGAGGAUGAGGUCUACGAUUUAUUUUCCAAGUAUGGACGUAUAAAAUAUAUCGAUGUAAAAAAACCCAGAGCUCCAGGUGUACCCUAUUCGUUUGCGUUCGUUCAUUAUUUCGAUUCCAGAGAUGCAGAAUACGCCAUAGAUAGAAGAGAUGGUUAUAAGUAUGAUGGCGUUCGUUUGCGUGUUGAAUAUUCAGGAGAAAACAGAAGCUAUGGAAAGUAUAGAAACAAAGAAGAGGGAAGUGGCCCCCCUGUAAGAACGGAACAUCGAAUUAUUAUAAGUAAUUUGCCAGAGAGUUGCAAAUGGCAGCAUUUAAAAGAUUUCAUGAGACAGUGUGGUGAUGUAGGAUAUGCUAACAUUGAGCAUGGAAAAGGUGUAGUAGAGUUUAUUAGCCGUGACGAUAUGCUAUAUGCAAUUGAAAAAUUUGAUGGCGCAGAAUUUAAAGUUCAUGAUGAUGUUACAAAUAUUAAAGUUAAAAGAGAUAGAAGAGGUUCGUCAUACAUGAAAAGACAUCGAGAGGAUCAUUACAGUCCCAGACAUAAAAAGAGACGCAGAUAUAGUGAUGAAUCAGGAUCAGCCUCAAGAAAUAGAUCUAGAUCAAGAAAGCACAACAAAUAUAGCAACUCACCCACAAAAAGAAGUAGUAAAUACGACUCUGGAAGUGAAAGUGAAGGUGAUAAUAAAGACAAAAGCAAAUAUAAUAAAAAAAGCAGAAGUGGAUCGAAUAAUUCUUCUAGAAGUGAUGAUAGAAAUUACAAAAAGAAAAAAAAUAAGCAUGACAAAUCAAGUGAUAGAUCAAGUGAAUAUAGCGAAAAGGGAAGUGGAAAAAAUAAUAGCCCUAGCAAAGAUGGAAGUAGGAAAAGAAGUUUGAGCGAAAGUGGUGGUGGAAGCAAAGAUAGGAAGAGGAGUUUAAGUCUGAAAAGAGAAAAUAGCUCGAGUAAUGAAAAAAAAGGAAAAAGAAAAAGAAGCAAUGAUAUGGAAAGUGAAUCUAGAAAGAGUUCUAAAUCUCCUAACAGUAACUCACCUAGAGAAAAUAACACAGAAAAGGAAAAGAGCAACGACGGAAAAAAAAAAACAGUUGGCAGAAAAACAAAAAAAACAACAAACACUGCAAAGAAAACGAAGAAUGCAAAGACAAAUAAUGAUAAAACAAGCAAAAAUGAGGAUUAUGAAAAUGUUUCCAAUGAUGGAAAUAAAAGUGAUGGGGAGAAAUAUGUAGACGAGGAAAAUAAUAAAGAAGAAAAUUCUGGUACAAAUAAAAAUGAACGAACAAAAAAAUCAGCGGCGUCAGAGGCAAAGCCUAAAAGGGGGGGAGGAAGAAGAGGAAGAAAAAAAGCUACCACAGAAGAAAAUGUAAAUGACAAUGCCAGUAGUUAA
Messenger RNA from Plasmodium coatneyi, 1740 nucleotides. Its product is annotated as Pre-mRNA splicing factor. Bases 292 to 1740 code for a protein of 482 amino acids. The transcript is spliced from 5 exons. The record is from RefSeq and is a predicted model, not a curated record. Lineage: Eukaryota; Apicomplexa; Aconoidasida; Haemosporida; Plasmodiidae. Gene Ontology annotation, cellular component: cytoplasm; nucleus; ribonucleoprotein complex. Gene Ontology annotation, molecular function: mRNA binding.